This is a messenger RNA of Cajanus cajan (pigeon pea), 1742 nucleotides long. The record is from RefSeq and is a predicted model, not a curated record. Lineage: Eukaryota; Viridiplantae; Streptophyta; Magnoliopsida; Fabales; Fabaceae.
GAAAACACAAAGGACACUAAACACAAAAAGCACGUCGUAGUUGUACUACUACCUACUACUCCCAUUCAUUCAUUCGUUCCAUUUCCACCAAGUGACCAAACAAAACUUAGGUGGUGGCGGAAUCUCCGAGGGACUCUCCCUCUCCAUAAAACCUAACCAAACACGAGAAGAGAAGAGAAAAGAAACCGCGCGCUUCAGUUCCGUUUGUUUCCCUCAGAUCUCCAAAAUGCAGAGCGCGGCUUUCACUCUCUCUCCCUCGCUCCCUCUCCCAAACCCUUCUCCAAACGCCUUCAGAGUAAGACCCUCGCUCUCUCUUCGCGUCUCUGCCAAACAUGGCAACGCCGACGGCGUCUCUUCCUCUUCCUUCGUUCGCCGAUCUUGGACUCUCUCUCCCUCCUCUUCCUUCAAGUUCCGCCCUCUCUCUUCCCCUUCGCCUCCACGCGCCGCCGAAAACGCCGUUCCCGAUAGUGUCCCCGCCGAGAACACGCUCUUCAAGACUCUCGAACUCGGCGCCUUGUUCGGCCUCUGGUACCUCUUCAACAUCUACUUCAAUAUCUACAACAAGCAGGUGUUGAAGGCGUAUCAUUUUCCGGUGACUGUGACUCUCACGCAGUUUGCCGUUGGGACUGUUAUUGUGGCGUUAAUGUGGGGUUUGAAUCUGUACAAGAGGCCGAAACUCAGUGGUGCUAUGCUUGGAGCGAUUUUGCCGUUGGCUGCGGUGCAUACUUUGGGGAAUCUUUUCACUAAUAUGAGUCUUGGGAAGGUGGCUGUGUCUUUCACUCACACGAUCAAGGCCAUGGAGCCUUUCUUUUCGGUCGUCCUAUCUGCCAUGUUCCUUGGAGAGUUCCUUACACCUUGGGUGGUCGGUUCCCUUGUACCUAUUGUUGGUGGAGUUGCACUGGCGUCUGUUACAGAGGCCUCUUUCAAUUAGUAAGAUGUCUGGGCUGGAUUUUGGAGUGCAAUGGCAUCCAAUGUGUCAAAUCAAUCUCGUAAUGUUCUUAGCAAAAAGGCCAUGGUUAAUAAAGAGGAAUCCUUGGACAACAUUACUCUCUUCUCUAUAAUAACAGUAAUGUCCUUCUUCUUGUUAGCACCUGUGGCUGUCUUCAUGGAGGGUGUGAAAUUUACCCCUGCUUAUUUGCAAUCUGCUGGGUUAAAUGUUAGACAAGUUUACAUCAGAUCUCUUCUUGCUGCACUCUGUUUCCAUGCAUAUCAACAAGUUUCUUAUAUGAUAUUGCAAAGGGUAUCACCAGUUACCCACUCUGUGGGCAAUUGUGUGAAGCGGGUUGUGGUCAUUGUGAGCUCUGUCAUCUUCUUCCAGACACCUGUCUCACCUGUGAAUGCUUUUGGGACUGCUAUAGCUCUUGCCGGCGUUUUCCUCUAUUCAAGGGUGAAGCGAAUCAAGUCAAAGCCAAAAACAGCUUAAUUUUCAAUGGUAAAAUUUUGUUAGUUGCAUCACAAAAGCCAAAUAGCUUCAAAAUGCAAUUCCGAAUUUCUUUGUAGGCGAGAUAGCGAAUAUGAGGAUUACGAUUAUUGACCCCUUAUUUUCCUUCCCCCAUUUAGUUACCUCGUGAAUUUUAAUGUUUACGUCUGAGUAAGUGCCUAUUGCCCCAUGAAAAUUUAUCCUCUUCUGAAUUUUGCUCAAAUACCACAUCAAGGUGUGUUUUUAAUGUAUCAUUUGUGUGCAAGCAUAUAUGUAAUCAGCUAUAGAUUUUUUAAAUAUUGUGCAAGUUUUGAUUGUUGAA